GGUGACCCACUCCGGCGAUGACACGGUGCGGCCAUGCUACCCCUUCCAUUCGUUUCCCAGGAAGGAGGCAUGCAUGAACACAUAAAAGCCAUUCCAUCUUCCGCGCUCGCUCUUCACAGCUCUCUCUCAAUCGCUCCUGAGGCAGAGCUGUCCCUACGAAGACAGAAUAAUGAACACGGGAGCUCCUCAACAUUUCAUUCCAUUUUGAUUCCUUUCUAACUGAUCGAUCGUACCUGCACAUGUAACCCGAGUUGUGUGUCCAAGGCGCCUGCAUCUGGUGAAUGCAGGAGGCAUCUGCACCUCAAGGCGCCUAAUUGGACGGUAUUAACGAAAAAUUGCAGAGAGUUCCCCAAUGGAGUCCAGCCCCAAAAGCUCUGUUCCUCGCGCUCACGCGCCGAUCAAGUGCCCAAGCACCUGUGAGGACGUGGACCAGCUGCGGACUCCUUCAGUGUCGUCCCAGGAAUUCAUCGAUUUCAAGAGGAAAGCUACCACGAUCGUGGAGGAGUACUUCUCUACGGACGACGUGGCCGCGACGGCGAACGAGCUGCGGGAGCUCCGCGUGCCGUGCUACCACUACUACUUCGUCAAGAAGCUGGUCUCGGUGGCCAUGGACCGGCACGACAGGGAGAAGGAGAUGGCAGCCGUGCUGUUGUCCUCGCUCUACAACGACGUCAUCGACCGCCCGCAGGUGUACAAGGGCUUCUGCAAGCUCACUGAGUCCUGCGACGACCUCUCCGUCGACACGCCCGACGCCGUCGACAUCCUCGCCGUCUUCGUCGCCCGCGCCAUCAUCGAUGACAUCCUGCCACCGGCGUUCCUGGCGAAGCAGCUGUCGUGCCUGCCGGACGGGUGCAAGGGCGCCCAGGUCAUCCACAGGGCGGACAAGAGCUAUCUGUCCGCGCCGCACCACGGGGAGAUCAUCCUGCAGAGGUGGGGCGGUAGCAAGAACAUCACCGUCGAGGAGGCCAAGGCCAAGAUCGUCGACAUCCUGGAGGAGUAUCUGGCCGCCGGCGACACGGCCGAGGCGUUCCGGUGCAUCAGGGACCUCAAGAUCCCCUUCUUCCACCACGACGUCGUCAAGCGCGCCGUCGUUCUUGCCAUUGAGCGUGGCGGGGCAGCCGAGGGCCACAUCCUGGACUUCCUUAAGUCGGCAUCGCGCGAAGGUGUCAUCAACGAGAGCCAGAUGAUCAAAGGCUUCAACCGGAUGAUCGACUCUGUUGACGAUUUGACGCUCGACGUGCCGAACGCGAGGUGUCUCCUGAAAUCCAUAAUCUUGAAGGCUUCUUCGGAGGGCUGGCUGUGCGCGUCGUCCCUGAAACCGCUUGGCCCGGAGCCGAAGAAGGCCGCCGAGGACGACGCCGCCGUCAAGAAGCUCAAGGCGAAGGCUGUGUCGAUCAUACAGGAGUACUUCUUGACAGGGGACAUCAUCGAGUCGGUGAGCAGGCUGGAGGCCGAGAACAGAUCGUGCUCACCCUCCGUCAAUGCCAUCUUCGUCAAGAAGCUGAUCAUCGCUGCGAUGGACCGGAAGAACCGGGAGAAAGAGAUGGCUUCCGUGCUGCUGUGCUCGCUCUGCAUGCCACCGGAACACGUCGUUGCAGGGUUCCACCUCCUGAUCGAUGCCGCCGAGGACGCCGCGCUGGACAACCCUGCUAUCGUCGAGGAUCUGGCCAUGUUCUUUGCCAGGUCGGUGGUCGACGAGGUGAUCGCGCCGUCGGACCUGGAGGCGAUGGAGGAGGAGGCAAGCCGCCGCAAGGCGGUGGGCUCCCCCGGAAUGCUGGCGCUGCGGAACGCCCACGCCCUGCUGGGAGCAAAGCUCUCCGCGGAGCGGAUCCUGCGGUGCUGGGGCGGCGGCGGCACCGGCAAGGCCGGGUGGGAGCUCAGCGAGGUGAAGGAAAAGGUUAGCAAGCUCCUGCAGGAGUACGACUGCGGCGGCGGCGUACGGGAGGCCUGCCGGUGCAUCAAGGAGCUCGGCAUGCCGUUCUUCCACCACGAGGUCGUGAAAAAGGCGCUGGUGUCGAUCAUCGAGAAGCGGGGCAAGGACGAGCGGCUCUGGGGGCUGCUCGACGAGUGCUACAGCCGCGGCCUCAUCACGCCGAACCAGAUGACCAAGGGCUUCGAGAGGGUUGCCGACUGCGUCGACGACCUCGCGCUUGACGUGCCGGACGCCAGGGAGCAGCUCCGCUGCUACGUCGAGCGCGCCAAGAAGGGAGGAUGGCUGGACGCCUCUUUCUCCAUUACAAGGCCGGGGCAGCAGGCACCAGUCCCAGAUGGCAUUGCUGCUUCUUCGUGAGCGCCGGUUACAUACAUGCAACACUACUGACAUUCCAGGGAAGUUUGUUUGAUUUGCUGAUUUACGCCAUUAUAUUACGUGUAUGUAUCUUCAGGUACAAGAGAAAGCGGUCGAUUAGGAGUAUAUACGUUCCCACGAGAAUGAUGUUAUAGGAUAAUAUAGGGAGUAUGAACUUCCAGAUUAGGAGUUUUUCGUGGCGUUUAGCGCGGAGGAUUUGUGCAUUGGAGAGUUUUUGUUUGCCAUUUUCUCCUAUACUGUCAUAUGUGGUUUUGUUUUGUUAA
Lolium perenne is the source of this 2571-nucleotide messenger RNA. RefSeq names its product MA3 DOMAIN-CONTAINING TRANSLATION REGULATORY FACTOR 2. NCBI's taxonomy places the organism in Eukaryota, Viridiplantae, Streptophyta, Magnoliopsida, Poales, Poaceae. Gene Ontology annotation, biological process: negative regulation of DNA-templated transcription. The record is from RefSeq and is a predicted model, not a curated record.